UGCGCUCCCGCAUGGCGGUUCCCUGCCGGCUGCUCCAGGCCCUCCUGCGCGGCGGCGGCGGCGGCGGCGGGCGCGGCGCGGCGGGGCUCGCGCGGUGGGCGCCUUCGGGGCUGGGCGGCCCGUGGUACCACAGCGCGGCCGGGACAGAGCAGCCGGAGGAGGGCGAGCAGGGCGGCGGCGGCGGCGGCCAGGGAGCCGCGAUGGGCCGGCAGGGCGAGCUCCCUCCUGGCGGACAAGCGGACGGCGAGGGCGGCGCCUGCCUUCGGCUCUCGCUUCCGAGGCUGUCGCGGAAUACAAGAGAUUUGCUGAAGGAAUUUCCCCAGCCUAAGAACCUCCUCAACAGCGUGAUUGGACGAGCCCUGGGCAUCUCCCACGCCAGAGAUAAGCUCAUCUAUAUCCACACAAAUGGGCCACGGAAAAAGAAAGUCACGCUACUCAUCAAGUGGCCAAAGAAUGUGGAAGUGGAAGGCUACGGGACCAAGAAGAUCGAUGCUGAGCGACAGGCUGCAGCUGCUGCUUGCCACCUCUUCAAGGGUUGGGGCCUGCUGGGACCCCGGAACGAGCUUUUUGACGCCGCAAAGUACCGCGUCCUUGCCGAACAGCUGGGCUGCCCUGACAAGAGGUGGCUUUCCGAGAGCCACUGGCGCUCCAAGUCCGGCCCUUCCCUGGCCGACAUCUCAACCUGCUGGAGGCGGAUGGAGCCUGAGGACCCCGUCCACCCCCUGGAGCACAGCCAGCUCCCCAAACCCAUCCGAACUGAAGAGCUGGAGGAGGGGGAGCUCGAAGAGGGGGAGCUCGAAGAGGGGGAGCUCGAAGAGGACGCCAUUGAUGUCAGCGACUGUCUCUCCAUGGCGCAGCCGGGAGCUCACACCCCUCCCAGAGACAUUAGGGAUGGGUUCUCGCUGGAAAUGGCAGAUGACAACACUGCCCUCCGGGCACUGACUCAGUUUCCUCUGCCCAAAAACCUCCUAGCCCAGGUCAUCCAAAUUGCCACUUCUUCAUCCACCGUCAAGGAGUACAUGCAGUUCCGAACAGUUGGCACCAAGACGAAGAUCUGCAAGCUGACGCUCCGCUGGCCGUGCCCUAUGACCUUCGCUGCCAAAGGACGCCGCAAGGUGGAAGCGGAGAACAAGGCCGCCGCCCUGGCCUGCCAGAAGCUGAAGAGCCUCGGCUUGGUGGACAAGAACAACAAUCCCCUGAGCCACGCCAUGUACAACAUGACGUCCCUACGGGAGCUGGGGGAGAACCAGAGGAAGCCCUGCCACAUCAAAGUCCCCGAGGCCACGCUGCGCAAGAUCGAAAACUACCUGAACCACUACCCUGUGGACAGCCGGGAGUCCAGGCCACGGCUGGCAGACGACAUGAUGAACCUGAGCAAGGAGAGCGGGGGGGCCAUCAGUGACGCCAUCACGGGCAAGACCUACAUCCCCCUGUCCGAAUCGGAAGAGGUGCGCCUCAGUCAGAACCUGCUGGCGCUCUGGAAGCGGAGGGGCACCUUGUGGCAGGACAGCCACCCCCUGCCCGUGGAUUCCCACAAGGAAGCUCUCCUCUCCGCCGUGGAGCAGAACCCGGUGGUGGUGAUCGCUGGGGAUACCGGCUGCGGGAAGACCACCCGCAUCCCCCAGUUGCUGCUGGAACACUUCAUCCUGGAAGGGCGCGGCGCCCAGUGCAACGUGGUUGUCACGCAGCCCCGGCGGAUCAGUGCCAUCUCAGUGGCCCAGCGGGUGGCGCAGGAGCUGGGCCCCAGCAUGAGAAGGAACGUGGGCUACCAGGUGCGGCUGGAGAGCAAGCCGCCUGCCCGGGGGGGGGCCCUGCUCUUCUGCACGGUGGGCAUCCUGCUGCGGAAGCUGCAGGGCAACCCCCGCCUGGAGGGGGUCAGUCACGUCAUUGUGGACGAGGUGCACGAGCGGGACGUCAACACCGACUUCCUGCUCAUCCUGCUCAAGGGCAUCCAGAAGCAGAACCGGCACCUCCGGUUGGUGCUCAUGAGCGCCACCGGAGACAACCAGCGCUUCUCCCAGUACUUUGGAGAUUGCCCGGUGGUCAAGGUGCCCGGCUUCAUGUACCCGGUCAAGGAGUACUACCUGGAGGAGAUCAUGGCCAUGCUGGGCCGGCAUCGUCACUACGAGAUCAAGCAAUCGGACGAAGAGUGCAUCCUCGACCUUGAGCUGAUCACUGACCUUGUCCUUCAGAUCGAUGCCCACGGAGAGCCAGGCGGCAUCCUCUGCUUCCUUCCCGGCUGGCAAGAGAUCAAAGGAAUGCAGCAGCGCCUCGUGGAAAUCCUUGGAUCGCACAACAGCCGCUAUCUGAUCUUGCCAGUUCAUUCCAAUAUCCCAAUGAUGGACCAGCAGAGCAUCUUCCCGCGUCCUCCUCCUGGCGUGCGAAAGAUCGUCCUGGCCACCAACAUUGCCGAAACCUCCAUCACCAUCAACGACAUUGUGCACGUGGUGGACAGCGGGACCCACAAGGAGGAGCGCUACGACCUGAAGACCAAGGUCUCGUGCCUGGAGACCGUCUGGGUGUCCAAGUCGAACGUUGUCCAGAGGCGAGGGCGGGCCGGCCGCUGCCAGUCAGGGUUCGCCUACCACCUCUUUCCUCGCAGCCGCCUGGACAGGAUGCCCACCUUCCAAGUGCCCGAAAUCCUGCGCACACCCCUGGAGAACCUGGUGGUCCAAACCAAGAUCCACCAGCCGGAGAAGACGGCUGUCGAGUUCCUCUCCAAAGCCCUGGACAGCCCUGACAUCAAAGCCGUGGAUGAGGCUGUGAUCCUGCUGCAGGAGAUUGGAGUGCUGGACCACCGGGAGGCCUUGACCACGCUGGGCAAGCGCCUGGCCCAGAUCUCCACGGACCCCCGGCUGGCCAAGGCGAUCGUGCUGGCUUCCAUCUACCGCUGCAUCCAGCCUCUCCUGCUCAUCGUCUCCUGCCUCACGCGGGACCCCUUCAGCAGCAGCCUGCAGAACCGGACAGAGGUGGACAAGGCCAAGGCCGUCCUGAGCCGAGAGAGUGGCAGUGACCACCUGGCCUUUGUGAGGGCUGUCGCGGGCUGGGAAGACGUCCUGCGGCGCAGGGACAGCCGUGCCCGGGAUGACUAUCUGCAGGAUUACUCCCUCUACGCCCCAAGUUUGCGCUUCAUCAACGGCCUCGUGAAGCAGUUCUCCGAGAACCUCUACGAGGCCUACCUGGUGCCGACUCCUUCGGAUUGCCUCCUGCCCUCGUCGGUGUGCAACCAGUACAGUGAGGAGGAGGAGCUGGUGAAGGGAGUCCUUAUGGCUGGGCUGUACCCCAAUCUCAUCCAGGUCCGGCAAGGGAAAGUGACCAGGCAGGGCAAGUUCAAACCCAACAGCUACACGUACCGGACCAAGGCAGGGACCGUCCUCCUGCACAAGUCAACGAUCAACAGGGAGUCCUCCAAGCUGUACAGCCGCUGGCUGACCUACUUCAUGGCGGUCAAGUCCAACGGGGGCGUUUUUGUGCGCGACUCCUCGCAGGUGCACCCGCUGGCCGUGCUGCUGAUGACAGACACGGAUGUCCACAUGCGGGACGACGGCUGGCGCGCAACCAUCUCCCUGGUGGACAGUGACCUGCUGGUGCUGGAAGGGGACUCCUACACCAUCCGGCUCCUCCGCGACUUCCGGGCGGCGCUGUCCAGGAUGGUGGAGACCUGCCUCUGCUAUGAGAUGGCGGCCAUUCCCGGGGAUCUCCAUCACCAGCACAGCCAGCUCUUGGACAUCCUGGUCGACCUCCUGAAAGGGCCCACAGGCAGCUUUGGAGCCUAGAUCUGGCCACCGCCGAGGACCUGGACAUGGGGACUUGUAAUUUGUACAAAGAUGUUGAGAUAUGUUUAUUUAAAUAAAGUUCUAUUUAUCCCUUGUGACAUCAUCUCUCUCAUCCCAGAAGAUUCCCGGGGCCUGAUCUCCCGUGGUUGGCGUCGCCCUGCGGCAGUCGGGGAGAAAGCACCCGUUCCUCCCUGCAAGCAGUAGCGAAGGACGCCGGUCGCACGCCUGGAGAUUUCCACGGACGGCGUGGUGGAUGGUCCUUGUUCACUCCCUGCGCGUGGGUGCCCUGUCCCCAUUGGGCUCGUGCGCAAGGAUGGAUUCUGCUCUGCCCGGUCGAGAAUGGGCUGCCACGCUUCCCGGCUCUGAAGACAGCAACGCAAGACGGGCCGAACCUCGGGAUGCGAGGGUGGUGGAUCGAGGCUCCCUUGUUUGCCAAGGGGUAGGCUCAGAGCAGCGGCACGCAGCCCGUGCAAGACGUACGUUGUGCGCACUGAGACAGCACUCGCCCGGUUCAGGGGGAACGGACCGGAGGGGGCUUCGUGCUUUGCUCUUUGGGAUUGCUGCUGUGCCAGGCCAGGCUGGAAGGCGCGAGCUCUUGCCAGGAUUAUGCAGGCAGCGCAAACUCAGAGGCAUCUCUGCCUGUGGAAUCUCAGCUAGGUUUCUGGAACUGGUUGCAUUCCCCCCGAGUCAGGCCAGGCCUGGGAGAAGUUCCUGCGCUCCAGUUCAGUGGCCGAGAAGCCCCCCGGCCCCAAAAGCGGGCAAGAGGCUGCCUGGCAUUCUUGUGGCUCGAGCGUUUGUGCCAGGCUGCCUCUCGCAUGCAAGUCCUCAGCCCUUGGCUUGCUCUCCCUGAGGCCGUCGGUUGCCAGGCCCCAGGGCGAGGCACCCAGCCUCCUUGGGGCGGUGCCCGGGCUUUGUGGCAGAUGCCUAACGUCCAAGCGGAAACACAACUGCGGAUGGAAGGCAGGACCAGUGAACUGAUUUACUAGCUCGGCCUUCUGGGGAAGAUCCCCUGGACGCGGGAGGUGGUUUCACCGGCACCACUGGGGCUUGGGAAUCCCCAGUCCCGUGUCCCGAGGCAGCCCAUCCACCUUCCAAAGCGAAGCUCGCUGCCCAGUUAGUUGCCCUUCGUGCCGCCACCAUGGCUUGGUUGCCCAGCCUUGAUGAUUUCCCUGCAAGAACACAGACGCAUCUUUGCCCAAGCCGGGGAGAAGGAGGUGGCUCGCCACACGCCCCUUCCUCUGGUGCAGCUGGCACCUUGUGCCCCCCCGGCUGAAGACUGGUGUGUGUGCUGGCGCCCUCGGACUCCACCCGUGCCCUUUUGGCCAGGGCGAGGGGCAGCCGCUGGUUGCACCGGGACCCGCUGGAGGGCCCAAGUGCUGCUGGGAACAUGCCCAGAUCAACCCGUGACUCUGAUGCUCGGAUAGGCCAGUGCUUGUUACUUGUCCUGGAACCUUUUUACAACCUAGAUUAAAGCUAAUAAAUGGGGUUAAAG
Messenger RNA from Candoia aspera, 5268 nucleotides. It is a transcript of the gene DHX30, whose product is annotated as DExH-box helicase 30. Gene Ontology annotation, cellular component: intracellular anatomical structure; nucleus. The transcript has 19 exons. Gene Ontology annotation, molecular function: helicase activity; ATP binding; RNA binding. The coding region runs from base 12 to 3776 and encodes 1254 amino acids. Lineage: Eukaryota; Metazoa; Chordata; Lepidosauria; Squamata; Candoiidae. The record is from RefSeq and is a predicted model, not a curated record.